Molecule: messenger RNA, 2883 nt
Organism: Tribolium madens (black flour beetle)
Lineage: Eukaryota; Metazoa; Arthropoda; Insecta; Coleoptera; Tenebrionidae
Gene: neur
Product: protein neuralized
Exons: 4
Coding region: 142-2097 (651 amino acids)
Molecular function (GO): ubiquitin protein ligase activity
Source: RefSeq, a predicted model, not a curated record
CCUCGGAAGGAGUGGUGUUACAAAUCUUCUUCAAUUUCGCGUUCAUUUCUUACAAAUUUUUUUGGUCUAGUCUUUGGUGUUUCUUGGUGUAAUGGAACUCAGUGUUAGUGAAUAGAAACUUUUCGUGAUCGUGUUAUCUUGAUGGGGAUAUCUGAAAAUAAAACUUGCAACUGCAAAGCCGAUAAGGUCAAAGGGGACGAUAUCUUUUCACCUUUGAAAGGAAAAAUGAAGGUCCUUAAGAAAAUCAAAAGGCGGAUGGGAUUAGCUUCAAGGUCUGGAUCUAAUGGAGGUGGAACUAACAAUUUACCCCCAUUGCUAUUCCACAAUGUCCACGGGGAAAAUAUCCGAAUUUCGAGGGACGGAACAAUCGCGAGACGAGUGGAGAGUUUUUGCAAAGGCAUCGCUUUCAGUUCACGGCCAGUCAAAGUCAACGAAAAAAUCUGUAUCAAGUUUUUGGAAAUUUCGAAUAAUUGGAGCGGCGUUAUUCGGUUCGGAUUCACUUUUAACGAUCCGAGUAGUUUACGGUAUGGACUUCCAAAAUAUGCUUGUCCGGACCUGACCAACAAGCCUGGUUACUGGGCUAAAGCCCUCCCUGAACGCUUCUGUAGUCAAAACACUGUUUUAUUCUACUACGUCACUUCGACUGGUGACGUCCAUUUUGGAAUCAACGGUGAAGAAAAAGGGAUUUUUUUCAGUGGUGUUGAAACGAGGGGUCCACUUUGGGCCCUGAUCGAUGUUUAUGGUAACUCAACCGCGAUCGAAUUUGUUGAUAUUCGCCACCAGUUGAACAAUUCUCGACGAAAUAUUGCAUCGAAUAGUUGCGAAAACCCGCCCGAAGAUGUUGAUCGUAUCAUUUAUCGGGUGGAACAAAUACAUAUCCAACAGAGGGACAAUGAGGACUUAUCUCUGCCACUCUUACGAUAUCAACCUUCUCAACUUAAUUUCAAUCCUAUGAUGUUGCACAGGACUCGAGGCCGCAAUGUCCGAUUCGGAAGUACGCGCAACAAUGCGUAUAGAACUGACACCGAGUUCUGUCAAGGCUACGUUUUCACAGCCAGGCCUUUACAAUUGGGUGAACGUGUAGUGGUACAAAUCCUAGCCACUGAACCCAUGUUCCAAGGCUGUUUAGGUCUAGGCUUAACCUCGUGUGACCCUGCGACCUUACAAUCGGGCGAUCUCCCCGAUGACUCCAAUUUUCUUCUCGACCGGCCGGAAUACUGGGUCCUCAGUCGCGAUUUCGCUCGCAAUUUAAACAAAGGCGACGAAAUCAGUUAUUGUAUUUCACCAUCCGGUGAAGUGCAAAUCAGUCGCAACGGAGAUAACCCUCUUGUGGUCAUCCACGUCGAUCAAACUCUCCGUUUAUGGGCAUUUUUCGACAUUUACGGGUCCACGCAAAGAAUCCGAGUCCUGAGUAGUCCGGCUCCAGUCUCCCCAGUCCGGAAUUUCGAACGCAGGAUAAUCUCUCCCUCGGCCACCGAAUCCAUGAACAGCAUUAAUAGCCAGUCGGAAAUUCGACGAAAUUCAGUCAUGCAAUCGAAUUCGAGAUUGUGUUGUGUGGCGCCGGCCGAUAUUCAGGUCCAACCGGCAACGAACGGAGGGGCUGUCUUAUCAGUCAUCUUACCACCAGCUCACGCCAACUUCCUCAAUCAGCAAACACAAACGGUUCAUGUGAACCACCAAAAUUCAGUUCACACUCCCAAUGGACACGGACCUCAUCCUAGUCAACAUGGUGUUAGUUACGUGGGGCCCACCAUUCCGAUCUCGCCGGUUGGUAACACUGUCGUGGCGCCGGUGCCCAAUCUGCCGCCGACGGGGACCAUGAUCUCCACUUGUAGCAGUACUUAUGUCGAGCCGAUCUCCGAUUCGAGUUCGUACUCGACUCCGCUCGGAUGGGCCGAACAGAACGGGGCGACGGUGGGCACCGGUACCGAAUGUACGAUAUGCUACGAAAACUCAAUCGAUGCCGUCCUUUAUAUGUGCGGGCAUAUGUGCAUGUGUUACGAAUGUGCGCUGCAACAAUGGCGGGGCAAAGGUGGAGGGCACUGCCCUUUGUGCAGGGCCGUAAUUAGGGACGUGAUUCGUACAUAUAAAUCAUAGACGCUGUCUGGUUUUAGUAUUACUGCUAGUGAAUAGCUCAAGAAGAGAGAAUAUAUUUUCAUCGUUUUUUCCAAGUUACUAAAUGAAACCUAAGUUAUUAUAAGUGCUUCCAUUUAAGACAACUGCCUAAAACCAGAGUUUUAAGUGCGGAUGGUAAAAAGACUGAAACUCGUUGAUUGGUGGAAUACUAUUUAAUAUAUUUGUCCUGUCCAUUUGUUAAUGUGUUUAUAACGUUUAGUUGUUUUAUUCAUAUGGCUAUUUUUAGUUUAUAAUAAGACCAAAGAGAGCAGUAAAUUAGUCACAACUGCUGGAUCAUUUGUAGGUUCGCGGAGAGUGAACGUAGUCAGCUGCCGAUGCAGUUUAAACUUAUUUAUUUAUUUUUAUCAGACACAAAAUUAAUCUUAUUAUUUAUAAUGCUCUUACAAAACACUAAAUGUUAAAGAUUUAUUUGACUAUUCUCAGCCACAACUUUUGUAUCCCGACUUAUUGUUGAUGUUUUUGAGGCAUUUUCUGAGUGUAUAACAAGUGAUAAACAUUCCUAUGAAGAAGAAUUAAAUACUUUACUGGCCAGUUCUUAUUUUUAAAUCAGGCAUUCUUAAAUGACUCCAUUAUCCGAAAACUGUUAAUCUUCAUUACCUGAAAUUAGAUUGACAGUUUUGACAAUGGAUCUUAACUUUUGUAUAAUAGUAUUUCUAGUCAUAAGAAUGUACUGACUUAGUUCAACAUGUUAGUUCAAUUAUUAUACUAUUAUUCUUAAAUAAAAUGUUAUCUAUUACUAAUUUUAAA